AUGAGUAGACAAUUUAGUUCUAGGUCUGGGUACCGGAGUAAAGGAGGCUUCAGCUCUGGCUCUGCUGGGGUUGUCACCAAUCUGCGCCGGACCACCAGCAGCUCUGUGCGCCACAGUGGGAGAGGCAGUGGAAGAUUUUCAGUCUCUGGUGGUGGAGGUGCUGGUGGUGUUGGUUUUGGAAGUCGGAGUCUUGUUAGCCUUGGUGGCAGUAAAAGUAUCUCCUUAAGUGUGGCUAGAGGAGGUGGACAUGGUGGUGGUUGCGGUGGUUAUGGUGGCGGCAGCUUUGGUGGUGGUGGUGGCUUUGGUGGUGGUGGCUUUGGUGGUGGUAGCUUUGGUGGUGGCAGUAGAUUUGGUGGUGGUUAUGGUAGUGGUGGAGGUUUUGGUGGUGGUGGUGGUUUUGGCAGUGGAGGUGGUUUUGGUGGAGGUGGUUUUGGUUUUGGGGGAUUUGGAGGUGGUUUGGGGCCUGUCUGUCCCCCUGGUGGCAUACAGGAAGUCACCAUCAACCAAAGCCUUCUGCAACCCCUCAAUGUGGAGGUUGACCCUCAGAUCCAAAAAGUCAAGUCUCAAGAAAGGGAGCAAAUCAAGACACUCAACAACCAAUUUGCCUCCUUCAUUGACAAGGUGAGGUUCCUGGAGCAGCAGAACCAGGUGCUGCAAACAAAAUGGGAGCUGCUGCAGCAGAUAGAUACCUCCACUAGAACUCACAGCUUAGAGCCCUUGUUUGAGCAAUACAUCAGCAGCCUCAGAAACAGGAUAGACCACCUGAAGAGUGACCAGUCCCGGAUGGAUUCAGAACUGAAGAACAUGCAAGACCUGGUGGAGGAUUAUCGGAACAAGUAUGAGGAGGAGAUCAACAAGCGGACAAAUGCAGAGAAUGAAUUUGUGACCAUCAAGAAGGAUGUGGAUAGUGCUUAUAUAACCAAGGUGGACCUUCAGGCCAAAGUUGACAACUUAAGGGGUGAAAUUGAGUUCCUCACAAUGCUCUACCAAGAGGAGUUGUCUCAGAUGCAGACUCACAUCAGUGAAACCAACGUUACCCUCUCCAUGGAUAACAACCGUAGCCUAGACCUAGAGAGCAUCAUUGCUGAGGUCAAGGCCCAGUAUGAGGAUAUUGCCCAGAGGAGCAAGGCUGAGGCUGAGUCCUUGUACCAGACCAAGUAUGAAGAGCUCCAGAUCACCGCUGGCCAACAUGGAGACAGUUUGCAAAAUUCAAAGAUGGAGAUUUCUGAGCUGAAUCGGAUGAUCCAGAGACUUAGAGCUGAAAUUGAAGCUGUGAAGAAGCAGAUCUCUCAGAUACAGCAGUCUAUCAGUGAUGCUGAACAGCGUGGUGAGAAUGCCCUCAAAGAUGCCCAGAACAAGCUGUCAGAGCUGGAGGAUGCCCUGCAGAAGGCCAAGGAGGAUUUGGCUCGCCUAGUGCGGGACUACCAGGAGUUGAUGAAUACCAAGCUGGCUCUGGAUCUGGAAAUUGCCACCUACAGAACCCUCCUGGAAGGAGAGGAGAUCAGGAUGUCUGGAGAGUGUGCCCCGAAUGUGAGCGUGUCUGUGAGCACCAGUCACACCAGCAUCAGUGGAGGUGGUAGCCGAGGAGGCGGUGGUUUCAGCUCUGGUGGUGGUGGCGGUAGCUACAGCUCCGGAGGUGGCAGUUACAGUUCCGGAGGUGGUGGCGGCGGUGGCGGCAGUGGCAGCUACGGCUCUGGAGGCGGCAGUGGAGGCCACAAAAGUGGCUCUGGAGGGGGCGGUAGCAGCUUUGUUGGUCGGGGUUCUGUUGGUGGGAGCUCUGGAGGCAGCUACAGUUCCUCAGGAGGACGAGUAUCCAGUUCUGGGGGAGUCAAGACCUCUGGUGGCAGCUCCAGUGUGAAGUUUGUUUCCACCAGUUAUUCCCGUGGAACCAGAUAA
Messenger RNA from Orycteropus afer afer, 1896 nucleotides. RefSeq names its product keratin 1 (gene KRT1). The transcript is spliced from 9 exons. Gene Ontology annotation, biological process: keratinization; intermediate filament organization. NCBI's taxonomy places the organism in Eukaryota, Metazoa, Chordata, Mammalia, Tubulidentata, Orycteropodidae. Gene Ontology annotation, molecular function: structural constituent of skin epidermis. The record is from RefSeq and is a predicted model, not a curated record. Bases 1 to 1896 code for a protein of 631 amino acids. Gene Ontology annotation, cellular component: keratin filament.